AUGGCGGACUCCACCGAUCUGAAUCUCGACGCGCCGAGCGACCUUCAGGACGACAUUCCAGACAUUGCCAUGCAAUUGAUUCCCCCUCCGGAAGGCACAUAUCCUGAUAAGUCGUCUCUGCUCGCCGCGGUCCAGAAUCACGGCAAGGCCCACGGCUACAAUGUGGUCGUCAAAUCGUCAAGUACGCCAACUGAGAAGAAACCUGGCCGUACUGCCAAAGUGUGGCUACGAUGCGACCGUGGUGGCCACUACCGCCCACGGAAUGGGCUCACGGAGGAGACGCGAAAGCGCAGGCGGACAUCGCGGCUGAUGGAUUGCCCGUUCAUGCUUGUCGCAGCCGGUUCCCCCGGAAUCUGGACCUUGACUGUGCUCAAUCCGACCCAUAAUCACGGUCCCAUUAUCGAAAAGCCCCGACAGGUGCCGCAUCAUAAAGUUCGCAAGGGACAAUUGCCGGCCCUACCAUAUGACUGGCCUCACGAUGCAACUUUCACUCCCUAUACAACUGCGCUCGUGAUAAUCGACAUGCAAAAAGAUUUCUGUUCACCCGGGGGAUAUCUCCAGUACCAGGGCUAUGAUAUCUCGGCAGCGCAGGCUCUGAUACCCAAGUUGCAGCAUCUACUUCACAUAUUCCGAACAGCAGGAUUCCCCGUAUAUCACACUCGCGAAGGUCACCGGCCAGAUCUGUCCACCCUGUCCAGCCGAGAAUCCUACCGUUCCCGCAACAAUGCCACGGGCCUGGGCAUAGGCUCUCCUGGGCCCAUGGGCCGCCUCCUGAUUCGUGGUGAAAUGGGACACGACACUGUUGACGAGCUCUAUCCUCUCCCUGGCGAGCCUGUCAUCGACAAACCCGGAAGAGGAGCCUUCGCACAUACCGACUUUGAGCUCAUUUUGCGAAAUAAAGGCGUAAAGAAUCUGAUUAUUGCCGGAGUCACCACAGAUGUCUGUGUUUCGAGCACAAUGCGCGAAGCAAAUGACCGUGGAUUCGAUUGUGUCAUUCUGGAAGACGGCACAGCAGCCAGUGAACCAGCACUGCAUACGGGCACUAUUGAGUCUGUAAAAAUGGAAGGUGGCAUCUUCGGCGCCGUUGCAAAGCUUGAAGACGUGGUGCACGCCGUUGAGAGCUUCAAAAAUAUCACCAUGAAAAAGCUGGCACCUCAAAUGACGGUCUGA
Penicillium macrosclerotiorum is the source of this 1170-nucleotide messenger RNA. Its product is annotated as cysteine hydrolase family protein. The record is from RefSeq and is a predicted model, not a curated record. Bases 1 to 1170 code for a protein of 389 amino acids. Lineage: Eukaryota; Fungi; Ascomycota; Eurotiomycetes; Eurotiales; Aspergillaceae. The transcript is spliced from 4 exons.